Dichomitus squalens LYAD-421 SS1 is the source of this 1032-nucleotide messenger RNA. RefSeq lists its product as uncharacterized. Gene Ontology annotation, biological process: lipid biosynthetic process. Gene Ontology annotation, molecular function: oxidoreductase activity; iron ion binding. The transcript has 4 exons. The record is from RefSeq and is a predicted model, not a curated record. NCBI's taxonomy places the organism in Eukaryota, Fungi, Basidiomycota, Agaricomycetes, Polyporales, Polyporaceae. The coding region runs from base 1 to 1032 and encodes 343 amino acids.
AUGGAUAUCUUCCUUCACCUCGCGGACGAGUACGUACUCGAUAGGGCAUGGGCCGCGCUUCUUCCCGUAUCCGCGUUCACAACUGCUACUUCCAAUGCGGCCGGCCUACACAAUGUCUCUUCUCACGUCUCACUACCGGCUUCACAGCCCUUAGCCUGGUCACAGCUCAUCUCCUAUAUCCCUCAUCCUCCAUUACCUGAGGAGCUCCUCACCGCGCCGUUCGUCGAUAAAGCCGUUGUCGCAUCCGCAUGGCCACGCGACUACUUGCCUCGCCAAGCGAUCUCCCUUGCCCUGCUCACUCUGGUCGGCGUUCACAUCCUCUACUUCCUCUUCUCAGGCCUCUCCUACAAGUAUAUUUUUAAUCAUGAGAUGAUGAAGCACCCUCGCUUCCUCAAGAAUCAGGUCAAGCUCGAGAUUCAAUGCAGCUUGAAGGCGUUCCCCGGUAUGACCGCUCUUACCUUGCCGUGGUUCCUGGGAGAGGUCCGAGGCUACUCGAAGCUUUACGACGAUGUGUCUGAGUAUGGUUGGGGAUAUCUCAUAUUCUCAACUUUCUUCUUCCUCGUCUUCACAGACUACUGCAUAUACUGGAUACACCGGUGGGAACACCAUCCCAUAUGCUACAAGUGGCUUCACAAGCCCCACCACAAGUGGCUGAUUCCGACCCCAUUCGCGUCGUAUGCAUUCCACCCGCUCGACGGCUACCUCCAGUCUGUACCCUAUCAUCUGUUCAUCUACGUGUUCCCCCUGCACCGCAAGCUCUACCUGGCCUUGUUCCUCUUCGUGAACUUCUGGACUAUCCUCAUCCAUGAUUCCGACAUGAUCACUGGUCAUCCGCUGGAGAAAGUCAUCAACGGACCUGCGCACCAUACCCUCCACCAUCUAUACUUCACCGUGAACUACGGCCAGUACUUCACGUUGGCGGACCGCAUGGGCAACUCCUACCGGCAGCCGCGUUCCGACCUCGAUCCGCUCCUCGAGGUCACGGCCGCCGAAGCCAAGAAGCAAAAGGCUGCACUUGGAAAGGAGCAGUGA